AUGGGUGUUGUCCCUUACUCUCAAGAGUUCACAUCUGCCGUCGCUCCAUCGAGGAUGUUCAAGGCUUUGGUCCUUGACUCACACAACAUCCUUCCCAAGAUUGUCCCUGAGGGCAUUAAGAGCGUCAAGUUUGUCGAGGGAGAUGGCGGAGUUGGCAGCAUCAAGCAAACUAACUUUGGGGAAAGUGCUCACAUCAGGUACAGAAUGCACAAGAUUGGUGCUCUUGAUGUUGAGAACUUAUACUGCAAAUAUACUUUGAUUGAAAGUGAUAUCAAGUUCGACAAAAUUGACUGCAUUGUCGAUGAGGUGAAGUUCACAUCAGCUAAUGGUGGAUGCGUCUGCAAGAUGACUAGCGACUAUCAUGUUAAGGAAGGUGCAAAGCUCAAGGCUGAGCUCAAGGAAGUUGACAUGAAGCCAGGCAAGGACAUAGCUAUGGGACUAUUAAAGUCCUUCAAGGAGUAUCUCUUGGCAAAUCCUGAUAUUUGCGCUUAA
This is a messenger RNA of Rhodamnia argentea, 492 nucleotides long. RefSeq names its product major strawberry allergen Fra a 1-3-like. Gene Ontology annotation, cellular component: nucleus; cytoplasm. Gene Ontology annotation, molecular function: protein phosphatase inhibitor activity; abscisic acid binding; signaling receptor activity. The record is from RefSeq and is a predicted model, not a curated record. The coding region runs from base 1 to 492 and encodes 163 amino acids. Gene Ontology annotation, biological process: abscisic acid-activated signaling pathway; defense response. Lineage: Eukaryota; Viridiplantae; Streptophyta; Magnoliopsida; Myrtales; Myrtaceae. The transcript is spliced from 3 exons.